AUGUCACAAAACGGUGGGACUGUUGGUACCGAGUACCCUGACUACACUGAGCAUGGCCGCCAGUAUGGCUCAUUCGGACGCGGGCGGUAUCUUUUCCCUGUCGAUGAGCUCGAGAAAGACAGGCUAGACAUCUUCCAUCAUCUGAUCACCAAGGCAAGAGGAGGCCUUUGGGAAGUACCUCUGCCCGCCAAACCCCAUGUCCUUGACCUCGGGACGGGCACUGGCAUUUGGGCGAUCGACGUGGGCGAUAAGCUAUACGUAAACGAAGAUCAAAGGGCUCAGGUCUUGGGGCUCGAUCUUUCCCUCAUCCAGCCCAAGCUGAUCCCUACGUGUGUAAGGUUUGAGCGAGCCGACGUGGAGGCGCCACUGCCAGCUCCGGAACAAACCUUCGAUCUGGUUCAUAUUCAGAUGCUGCUCGGUUCCAUAAGAGAUUGGCCAGACCUAUACAGGAAGUCAUUCCGGCACAUCAAGCCCGGAGGUUAUAUCGAACAGGUGGAAAUCGAAUGGAUUCCUCGCAGCGACGACAACACUCUAACGCCUGAUUCGCCUCUCGUCUUUUGGGGUGAGAACUUGCGGCAUGCGAUGCACAGGUACGGGCAAUCUAUCGAUAUAAUCGACACGAAAAAGGAGCUCCAUGCUGCAGGCUUCACAGACAUCACCGAGAAGAUGAUUAGACUACCAACGAACCCGUGGAGCCAGAACCCGAUGGAGGAAGAGCUGGGUAGAUGGUUCAACCUCGGCCUCACGCAUUGCUUGGAAGGCCUCACACUUGCGCCCUUUAUUCAGGUGGAACGCUGGCCAAAACAUGAUGUGGACAGACUGGUGGACGAUCUCAAGAAGGAAAUCUGUCGACUCAAUGUCCAUGCCUACUGCAGAAUGUAA
Messenger RNA from Colletotrichum acutatum, 882 nucleotides. RefSeq names its product methyltransferase domain-containing protein. The transcript is spliced from 5 exons. Gene Ontology annotation, molecular function: methyltransferase activity. The record is from RefSeq and is a predicted model, not a curated record. Lineage: Eukaryota; Fungi; Ascomycota; Sordariomycetes; Glomerellales; Glomerellaceae. Bases 1 to 882 code for a protein of 293 amino acids.